CUCCUCCUUCUCCUCCUCCUCCUCCACCUUCACCACCUCCUCCUUCUCCUCCUCCUCCUUGCCCUUCUCCUCCUCCUGAUCCCACCGGCGGUCUUACUGAUAUCAUUACAAGAUCUCAGUUCGAUGAAAUGCUUAAACAUAGGAACGAUGAAGCUUGUCCCGCUAGAUGUUUUUACACUUACGAAGCCUUUAUUACCGCCGCUAAAUCUUUCCACGGCUUCGCAACCGUCGGAACCACUACUACAAGGUUGAGAGAGCUCGCCGCCUUCUUUGGUCAGAGUUCCUACGAAUCCACCGGUGGGACACCCACGUCAGCAGACGGACCAUACACAUGGGGUUACUGUCACAAGGAAGAGGUGAAUCCUCCAUCAGACUACUGUUUACCGCAAAAGGGGUGGCCAUGCGCACCUGGCAAACGCUACUACGGGAGAGGACCUAUGAUGCUGAAGGGGAACUACAACUAUGGAGUGUAUGGACUAGCCAUUGGAGCCGACUUACUCAACAACCCUGACCUCGUCUCUAGCGACCCAGUGAUCGCUUUUAAAGUGGCGAUUUUUUUCUGGAUGUCACCUUCGAGGCCUGCAAAACCGGCGAGCCACGACGUGAGUGUCGGUUUGUGGGAGCCUUCAAACGCUGACCGUCUGGCCGGGAGAGUACCGGGUUACGGUUUGAUUACGAAUAUCAUUAACGGGGGAGAAGAGUGUGGACAUGGCCCAGACACAAGAGUCGCGGAUAGGAUUGGGUUUUAUGAGAGGUACUGUCGUCAAAUCUUAAAAGUGGGUCCUGGAAUUAAACUUGAUUGUUACACACAAAGGCCCUUUGACUCUACUGCUAAAUCCCUGAAAGCUGCUAUUUAGUAAAGAGUGAGAUGCAGCAGCUUUGUAUCCGAAAAUUAUAAAGGUUUGAUUAUCAACUAAAUAAGAACUCUUUUUUCUUUUUCUUUUUAAUCACACACAAUAUGGAGUUAUAUAUAGUUGCGGUUUCUGUUAUAUGGAGGUUGGAAUGGCCUUAUAACCCAUAGCCAAUAGCUAUGUACAUUUUUAC
Messenger RNA from Eruca vesicaria subsp. sativa (arugula), 1044 nucleotides. NCBI's taxonomy places the organism in Eukaryota, Viridiplantae, Streptophyta, Magnoliopsida, Brassicales, Brassicaceae. The record is from the annotation of a GenBank genome assembly.